Molecule: messenger RNA, 528 nt
Organism: Moesziomyces aphidis
Lineage: Eukaryota; Fungi; Basidiomycota; Ustilaginomycetes; Ustilaginales; Ustilaginaceae
Source: the annotation of a GenBank genome assembly
AUGAAGUGGAUGGGUGCGCUUUUCAUGGGCGUUGCUGGCGUCUAUGCUCAAACCGCCGGUGUGCCCGGUACGAUCAACGUUGGCAACGGCCAGACUGCCGCCACGUUCCCAUCGGGACUGGGAGGACUUUCAACCGGUACCACCGCGGUGUUUACGCCCGGUGCGGCAUCGUCGGCUUCGGUUUCGCCGUACUACGUUGCGACGGAUGCUGCUCAGUCGUCGACGCUCGCUUCGCUCAACACGCACUACUCGCAGGCCAUCUCGGCUGCCACCCCCACAACAGGCCCUCCCACCGGCAUCUCCACUGGCGUCCCAGGCGGCUUUACAGGAACCAACACGGUCUCGAUCCUCGACGGUCAGAUCACAACCAUCCCCAAUGCCGCAACUACCUACACGGGUCCAAGAUCCACCACCGCCUCAGCCGCAGGCGCUUCCAGCAAUGCGCUCGCCAAUUUCGAUACCAAGCCAGUGUCGGCUAUGGCAGCAGUCUCCUUCAUCGCAGUCGCAGCCGCUGCCUACAUGCUCUAG